Coccinella septempunctata (seven-spotted ladybird) is the source of this 2349-nucleotide messenger RNA. RefSeq lists its product as uncharacterized. Bases 128 to 2314 code for a protein of 728 amino acids. The record is from RefSeq and is a predicted model, not a curated record. Gene Ontology annotation, molecular function: calcium ion binding. NCBI's taxonomy places the organism in Eukaryota, Metazoa, Arthropoda, Insecta, Coleoptera, Coccinellidae. The transcript is spliced from 12 exons.
UGGUCAAAUUUGGAUGUUCAAAAAAGAGUCAAUUUAUAAAAACGUCAACUCAUGAGAGUUCAAUAGCGGGUUUAUCUCAAUUCUAAAAAUUAUCGUUAACGCUUGAAGCGGUAUACAUUCGGGAAAAAUGCAUUACAAGCAAACGAAGCUGAGCGAUGUUUGGAGGACGUGCAAUAAAAUUCGGGCGGCGAUUUUCAGGAUAGGCUUGAAUCUUUGGGAUUAUUUCUUGCCGUUGGACCCGAACAAGAACAGGCUCAUUUCUGAAUCUCAGUUCAUUUCGGUUCUCUAUGGACAACUCCGAGGUAAAAUUGGCCUUUCUGAGCAGGAGAUCAGCGAUCUGGCCGACUACUUCAGAGUCCAGGAUGGUAGAGUGUUCUACGCGCAGCUAUGCGAGGUCAUCCACAACAGCGUGCCUGAUUUCAUGAAGAACCAACCCCUGGUCUCCGGCCUUGAAUGGGAGGACCCGAUGCAAGUGAACAGACUGAGCAUGAGCGAGGAGCGUAAGCUGAACCUGCUCCUGACCAAGAUAGCCACCGUGGUGAACAUGAGGAGACUGGUUAUGCGCCCAUAUUUCCAAGAUUACGAACUGAUAGCGAAAAACCAUGGCGUCGUUACCAUAGCCCAUUUCGCCAGGAUCCUGGACUUCUUGAAGAUCAUGGUAUCUCCGGUGGACUUCAACCUCCUAGUCAAGAAGUUCCUCAAGGACAGCUACACCGUGAACUACAUCGCCUUCUUGGGCGAACUGGACAAGAUCGUAGAGUACCUCAACCAGCACGGGGUCCUUGAUCUUGGAGGGGACAUGGUGGCGCAGUUCCCUGGUAGGGUGAUCGACGCGGAGUUGCCGAAAUUACCGAGGCCGGAGAUAGGUAAGAUCUUAGCCUCCUCCCUGUUCGGGAAGAAGAACGUCUUCCAUCCUGCUCUGAAGGAGAAGUACCAGAACGAGGAUCUCAUCACCAUUAUGAGUCGCAUCCAACAGCACGUCCUCAAGAACCGACUGAGGGUGAACGAGUUCUUCAGGGAUUUCGACCCUCUCCGAUGCGGCAAGAUAACGACUUCUCAAUUUCAUCGCGGGCUUGACUCCCUGGGUAUCAGCGGUAUCCAGAGGAUGUUCCUGUCGUUGCCAGAGAUCGAAACGUUGAUCACCCAGUAUAGGGACCCCACGGACCCGAUGAGGGUCUGUUGGCAGACCUUCGAGGACGACGUGGACCAAGUGUUCACCACCAAAAAUUUGGAGAAGACGCCCGAGCUGGAGGUCAAUCCUCCCUCUCAGGAGGUCCAGCUACUUCAGCGAAAGGGUACGAAGGCCUGGCACCAGGUGAACACGCCCAGGAGGGACCUCUGCGAGGAGGCAUUGGACAAGAUCAAGAAGAGGGUACUCAAGAGGGGUCUCCUCCUCAAACCCUCUUUCAGGGAUUACGAUAAAACUAACAAUGGCCACGUGACCAUACCGAACGCUCGUCAGUGUUUGGUCACCAACGGCAUCCUCUUGUCCGACGAGGAGCUGUACGCCCUGGAGGAGAGGUACAACAGCGACAUGGGCUUCAACUACUUCUGGUUCUUGAAGGAGGUGGAGCCCAAAAGGGAGGAAGUGCCCCUGUACCAGGGGUUGUACGCCAAGACCAAGGCGGUGAACGCGCCGCCUCCGAAGAAGCCGCCCACGAGGGCGGAGAAGGACAUCGUCCAGAUCCUGGCAAAGAUAAAGGCCAAGGUCGUCAGGGACAGGAUCAGGGUGAUCGAGUUCCUGAGGGAUUUCGACAGGUGCAACGAGCAGGUGGUGAAGAGGGAGGAUUUCAAGAGGGGCCUGUCGGACUGCAGGUUCGGUCUGAGCGAGAACGAGAUGGACACGCUGAUGGACGUGUUCGCGUCUCCCCUUCGUCGAGAAUGCAUAGACUAUCGAAAAUUCUCAGACGUCAUCGAGGAAUCCUUCACGCAAUCCUGCCUGGAGAGGGCGCCACUCAUAGUGCCCUUACAGCACGUGCCGACGAAGGACUGCGAGAAGAGCUUCCUCAACUUUGAAGAACGUCGCGCCGUCUCCGUCGCCCUGCAGAAGCUGGCCAAGAAACCAGACCUGCAGAUGAAUCUCCUCUGCGUCUUCCAGGAUUACGACAAGUCGAAUUGCGGCACAGUGACAAGAGAACAGUUCUUGAAAGCCCUACAUAUGCGAGGGAUGGCGGACUUAGUUUCAACGAAUGAAUUUGAGGUUAUCUGCAAAUGCUUCGGUUUCGAGAGGGGUAUGAGAGACGAAGUUGAUUACCGAUCAUUCAUCAAGGCCCUGGAUGUUUUAUAUGCGACUGAUAAAUACACACCUAUAUGAUUUUGUUAUACACAAACAAAUAUAAUUAUCUUAAA